AUGCCAGCUGCAACCUUCUCACGGGAGAGAGGGAUGAUGGUGAUAUGGGGUGAGGUGCAAGACAAGUCGAUCAACCAAGAGGAUCUCAAUGAAUGGUGGACGUACGAGCACCUGCCGGAGCGUCUGGCGAUCCCGGGAUUCCGACGAGCUCGUCGCUACUACGCCGUGGCGGACGAGGAUGCCAAAUCCCAGUACCUGGUCUGCUACGAGGUCUCGUCCCUGGACAUCUUCACCUCGCCCGCGUACAUGGCCGCCCUGAACAACCCCACACCCGCCACCCAGACGUACAUGCCCCUGAUGGCGUCCAUGAACCGUCUGGUCUGCCGCGUGGUCCAGUCGUGUUCGCGGCCCGAGUUUGGCGAAUGCUCCGCGUCCGGCACGGGAGCCACGCUGGUGCUCAUUACCUUCCAGCCCCCGACGUCGCAGGACCUGAGGGACGAGCUCGGCGGGUGGAUCGCGGAAUCCAUCUGGCCGAGUCUGUCGAGCCAACACCAGAGCCUCCUCGCCAUCCACCUGCUUCGGUACGACAGUUACGCCUCGCAGGCUGGCAGUUCGACCAAGUCAUAUGAGAAGGUCAGCUUCCAGUCGGCCGCGACGGGCGCCAGUCCCGAGAGAUGGGUCAUCCUGGUCGAGUUGGCCGAGCCUAUCGCGGCCCCGUUUGCCAAGCAUCGGGUCGUGACGCACAGCAUUGUUCACAAGUUGAAGAGAUUCGCCGGCGAGAUUGAGUCUCAGGCAUUUGGACUCAUUUGUGCCUUGAGCGAGUAG
Molecule: messenger RNA, 765 nt
Organism: Fonsecaea multimorphosa CBS 102226
Lineage: Eukaryota; Fungi; Ascomycota; Eurotiomycetes; Chaetothyriales; Herpotrichiellaceae
Exons: 1
Coding region: 1-765 (254 amino acids)
Source: RefSeq, a predicted model, not a curated record